Molecule: messenger RNA, 4326 nt
Organism: Cladocopium goreaui
Lineage: Eukaryota; Dinophyceae; Suessiales; Symbiodiniaceae
Source: the annotation of a GenBank genome assembly
AUGGCGACCAAUCAAGGUUGGACAGCCAGACGCUCAGCCGCGCUCUUGGAGCUGAUGGCGGAGUUCGGUGACCUACACAUCGUGGCGGGACGGGAGCAGGUUCCCGCCAGUCGCCUCCUCCUGGCUGCUGCCUGUCCCUCCCUGACUGUGGCGCUGAAGGCAUCGCCGCAGGCGCUGCACUGGGAGGUGUCACCAGAGGUGGCCCGGGCCAUCGUCGCAUUUUCAUGUGGAGUCCCCUCCCCCUUCGCAGGGCUUUCUGCUGAGGAUGGCCGCAUCGCUCGGUGUUUGCUCCGCACCGGCUCUCCCAAAGGUGGCAAUGGCACCAGAGAUGUCACAGCUACAGGGUACAUGUCCUGGAUGCUGUUGGCGGUUUGCGUGGCGAUGACCGCCUACUGGCCGUUGCGCGAGUUUAACAUGGAGACGGGUGGGUUCUUCAUGGACGAUGCAAUGAUUCGGAGAAACACGGUGGUGGUGGACAGUGUUUUUGAUCUGCGGAAGUUUUGGCGGACGGACUAUUGGGGCCUGGAGAUGUUCGACCCAGACACUUGGACCCACAAGUCCUUCCGGCCCUUCACCGUCUUGACUUUUCGAUGGAACUAUCUCUGGCAUGGCUUCAACAGCAGUGGUUUCCAUGUCACCAACGGCCUGCUCCACGGCCUUUGCUCCCUCCAGCUGGCCCUUUGGGUCCAUCGAGUGCUGCGUCUCCCGGCGCCUUGGGCCGGGCUGGUGGCCGCACUCUUUGCAGUGCACCCGGUGCAUAGCGAGAGCAUUUGCUACGUGGUUGGAAGAGCAGAUAUUCUUUGCGCACAGGUACUCCUAGUGGCCUUGCACUUCUACAGCUCGGUGCUCGUUAGGCCCACGUCCUCCGUGGCCGGAAUCGUUGCGGUGCUGCUGAGCUGUGCCCUGAUCGUGGUCGCAGGUCUCUGUAAAGAGACAGGCUUCACCUUCUUCGGAUUGUUGGUGAUUUGGGAGGUGCUUCACCUAACUCGCUCCGCAUGCAGAAACUGUGUGUCCUUCCUGCGAAUUGCCCUGCUGCUUCUGUUGGGUGCCAGCGCCUGUGCUUGCAGGGUUUGGUACACGUCUGGCACGCAGAUUGCUCGCAUGGACCCCUACAGCAACCCCAUUGCGGGCGUGGAAGAUCCAUUGGUUCGGGCGAUGUCCUAUGCCUUGGUGCAUGGAAUGUACAUCAAACUCUUGUUGUGGCCCCUCUUCCUUUGCUACGACUACUCCAUGGAUGCCGUUCCCUUGGUGGAAUCGUUGACGGAUGCGAGGCUUCUGUUGCCGCUUUCUGCCUACUUGGCCGUCGUCCUUGCCUCCUGCCAUGCACUCCAGCGCUUGCGGAGUGCCAAGGGCAGUGCUGCCACUGGAAGAGCAGAGGGUGCCAUUUUGGGCCUGGCCAUGUUCCUACUGAGUUUUCUACCCAUGACCAACAUCCUCUUCCCCAUUGGAACCUUGGUGGCUGAACGCUUGCUCUACAUCCCAUCGCUGGGUUUCCUACUCCUCCUGGUCUGCUUCCUCCGCGACGCUGGAGGAAGCGCUAUAUGCGGCACGACCUUCCGCGCCGCGGUGAUAUGGACGGCUGCUCUGGGUUUGGUGGGCUUUUGGUGGUGGCUAUGCUACUCCAGGGUCGCUGACUGGAAAACGGUGGAGCAGAUCACGCUGGUGGAUGGAUUGAAGCAAUUGAGGUCCUCGAGGACACAGUUUAACCUGGCCAAUCUCUAUUUGCAGUCCCAAAGAAUGGAUGAAGCUUUGCUGGCCUAUCGCCGCGCCAUCGCGGCUGAUCCCUUGGAACGGGAUGCCCAGCCGCUGUACCACGCGGGGCAGAUCCUGAUGUAUCAAGGGCAAUACGAAGAAGCCCAGGUGUAUUUGCACAAAGCCGUCACGGGGUACUUCAGCCCAUUGACCUUGCAGGAGGAGGAGGUGUGGCACGACUAUGGUUUAGUACUGUGGCAUGUGGGACGGCACAUGGAAGCAGCGCACAACUUUCAGAAUGCCAUCAUCACCAACCCGAACUUCCCCAAAGGACACAACAAUUUGGCGUGUGCACUGGUGAUGUUGGGACUCUCCAACCAACCCGUGAAUACUCAGCUGGUCCAGCAGGGCUUGCAAGCUGCCGAACAGGCCAUUACCCUGGCUCCGCAUGUGCCCUUGUACUGGCGCAAUGCUGCAGUGCUGUUGAGCUUGGCAGGCGAGCAAUCUGCCUUGGCUGCUUGGGAACGCUUCCGGCAGUAUGACCCCAAGACGGCGGCCGUGGAAGAGGUGGCCUGGCCCGAAAAUGUUCUGGGAGGGCCAUUGGGCGCCAUCAUUGGUGGCUACAAUGAAGAGGAUUGGCUCUACCAGGAGAUCUUUUCGAAAGAUCCCGGUCAAGCCUUAGAGGAGGCAUUUCAACUCCUCGGCUUUCCAUCCGACAUUGGCGACUGGUCUGGCUACAUGGUGGAGGAAAUCUCCUUGGCUUAUCGUCGCCAGUGUUUGCGCGGGCAUCCCAGUCGCGGAGGCUCCGCACGGAACUAUUUGAAGCUGCAGGUGGCCAUGGAACUCAUCCGCGCCUUCGACCAGGAGCAAUGCGUGGAGGCCGACGCCUCGCCGGAGCCGGAGGCCGCUUGGUCGCCCACGACGCGGCGCAAGCGCAAAGUCCAUGGCUUCGUCUUGGACGACUUGGCUCUGGUGAGAGAGCUGGAACUGUCGCAAACAGAGGCAGCCAUGGAGGCUGACACUUUGCCAGCUGAGCGACUGGAAGAGUUGAACCGGGCCUUGGACGAAUACAUCUUGAGACAGAUGUGUUUCAAGAGUGAGAUCGUGGCCGAGAUCGCUCGUCUCCACGAGAACUCGGCCUAUUCCAUUCUGGGGGUCUCGCCCGAAGCCUCCGACGCGGAAAUCAAAAAGGCAUAUCGGCUGGUGGCCAUGCAAUGUCAUCCCGACAAAGGCGGCGAUAAGGCCGAGUUUCAAGAGCUUCAUGAAGCAUAUGAAAAAAUCAUGGAGCAGCGACGAAGUUCGGCCAACUUAGCCAAGUCUGGUGGAGGUCCCAGCCCAGAAAGCUCAGCCGAAGCCGAGCCGCCCAGCGCAGAAGCAAACGCCGAAGACGCGAAGGCGGAGGAGGAAGAGGAGGUGGAUGGUGAGGAGGCAGAUGAGAAGGAGGAAAGCGAGGCUGAUGCGGAGGAGGACGGAGGUGAUUCCCAGCUCCUGGCGAAGUCAGGGAAAGCGGCGGAAGAAGCCUCUCGCUACGCCAAGACGGCCGCGGACUUCGCGCACCAGGCGGCCGAGGCGGCGGAGACGGCGCGGCAGGGCCGGCAGGGCGGCAACACGCUGCCGCUGACGAAGAGCAUCGCGCACAGCGCCAUCGUACUGACUCUUACGGUGGUCAAAGCCGUUCGCGUCGUUGGCUAUGCUACCAUGGACGUGGCUGCGCAGUGCCGCCUCGCAGCGAGGAAGUGUAGCUCCGCGGAGUGCGCGGAAAGCUCCACAGAAGCCAUGGGUUUGGGCCUUGAAGCUCUAAACGCCGCCCUGAGCUGCGCAGAGGUCACUGAAGUCACCGCCGCAGAGCUCAGCCGCGACGUCGACAGCGACGACAGCGAGGACGUGGCCGCCGAGCGCUUCAUCGGCGCGGCGGUUCGCGCCUCGCUGGCCGCGGCCAGCGCGUCCAAUGCUGCCAUGAGUGCAGCCAUUGCAGCAGUGGAGGGCAAUCGACAGUGCAUCCAGGCAGCUCAACCUGCUGAGGACGAAGAUCCCAAGCCUCAGGAGACAGAGGAGAAGUCUGUGAAGUCCGACGCGGAUGGUCACGAAACGGCCAGGUCGGAUCAGUCGGAACCCAAAGCCUCCGAAAGCCCGGAGGAGCAAGGCCUCAAGAGGCAAAUAAAUCAGAGAAGCAACAAUCACAAGGUGCUUUUGCGGCUCAACGCUGAAAUCCUACUGCAUCAGCAGAACGUGCGGCAGUUUCUGCAGGCGAAUCGACAAUUGAUCCCGGAGGUCUCCUGCGAAGCGAAAGGCAAAGUUCAGACGCUGUUGCGGGACUAUGCCCAUGAGGUGCAGCUGCAGCUACACAGCCUUCAUGGAGAGCUGGCUGAGGAAGUUGCCACAACCUUGAGCCAAUCCGGGCUUUUGGCUCCACUGCUCCAGCGACAAGUUCUGGCAAUUCCAGUGUGUCCAAAGGCGCGGGUCUUGAAGAUGGCGGCGCUGUAUGAUCUAGAGAUGACCUUCCAGGUCUUAGAGCAAGAGAUUUUUGAACCUGCACGGCAGAUGUUACUCCAGGCGAAUGCCUCCACACAGUGUUUGGAUGAGGUGACCGAGCGAAUCCAGAAGGAGCUCCAAAGCUAUACUGAUGGAGGCUGA